Daucus carota subsp. sativus is the source of this 635-nucleotide messenger RNA. Its product is annotated as blue copper protein 1b. Lineage: Eukaryota; Viridiplantae; Streptophyta; Magnoliopsida; Apiales; Apiaceae. The coding region runs from base 53 to 568 and encodes 171 amino acids. The transcript is spliced from 2 exons. The record is from RefSeq and is a predicted model, not a curated record. Gene Ontology annotation, cellular component: plasma membrane. Gene Ontology annotation, molecular function: electron transfer activity.
UCUUUCAAACACACUCCCACUCUUCUACUCGUUUGAUAUAUAGUACAUUGCAAUGGCUUCUACGCGUAUCAUUAUCCUUUUAGCCAUUGCCUUACCAGCACUCGUUUCCGCGAAGGAAUUUAUGGUGGGAGAUCAGAAGGGGUGGACUAUUAAUUUCGACUAUCAACAGUGGGCACAAGACAAGGAAUUUCAUGUUGGAGACAAGCUUAUAUUUAGCUAUCCAGUUGGUGCUCAUAAUGUGUUCAAAGUUAAUGGAACCGGGUUCCAGAAUUGCAUCAAACCUGCUUUAUCCGAAGCCUUGACUUCUGGAAAUGACACGAUAGUGCUGGCGACUCCAGGGCGAAAGUGGUACAUAUGUGGUGUAGGCCAGCAUUGUGCUGCUGGAGGGCAAAAAUUGCUCAUUGUUGUCAACCCUGGGGCAAUGUCUCCGAGUGUUUCUCCUUCGCAGAGCUUUGGUGCUCCUACUCAAACUUUACCUGCCACGGGAUCAGCAGAUGGGACUGUCGUUGCUUCGUUUCAAUCAAUCAUGGCGAUCACACUAGCUGUUUUGUUUGUCAUUGCUGUUUGAAAUUACAUUGCUUAACCUUAAUUUAUACUAAUACUAGUGUUUUGUAGUAUGUUGUUUCAGGCACCAU